AUGAUUGCUAUUGUAAAAAGACUCGCCAUAAACACCUUGCCAUUUCAAGGAGAUGAUGAGAGGCUAAAUGUUGAAAACAAUGGUAUGUUUUUACAAAUGGUGGAAAUAGUUAGCGAAUUUGAUCCAAUAAUGACAGAGCACCUUCGGCGGGCUAAUGCAAAAGAGAUUCAAUACACGUAUCUUGGCAAAAAAAUUCAAAAUCAGUUGAUAGAGUUGUUGGCUAAUGAGGUGAGAAGUGCAAUUGUCAAGAAAGUUAAACAUGCAAAAUAUUUUGCAGUUAUACUUGAUUGUAUUCCAGAUGCAAGUUAUGAGGAGCAAAUGUCGUUAAUAGUAUUAUUUGUCGAUGAUUUGGCAAACUUACCUACAGUUGAAGAACAUUGGCUUGAAUUUUUGGAGGUAGAUGACACAACAGGACUUGGACUUACAACCGAGCUUCAAAAGGUUUUGAUCAAACUCGAUUUGGAUAUUGAUGACCUUAGAGGGCAAGGGUUGUUGCAUGCAGUUAAUAUUGUGAGUAAAUUUCUUCAAACCGAAUCCAUGGAUAUUGAUCAUGCUAUCGACCUAUUUUACAGUUGCAUCUGCGGAAAGAAGUUUCUCGAAAUUGAAGUUGAUCAACACUUAUCGCCGAUCAACUAUGUCACAAGAAAGAUUAAAAGGGUUAGCUAUGUUGUUAAUAGAAAAAAGAAAUUGUUGAGCAGCUAA
This is a messenger RNA of Olea europaea var. sylvestris, 702 nucleotides long. RefSeq names its product zinc finger MYM-type protein 1-like. Lineage: Eukaryota; Viridiplantae; Streptophyta; Magnoliopsida; Lamiales; Oleaceae. The transcript is spliced from 3 exons. The record is from RefSeq and is a predicted model, not a curated record. Bases 1 to 702 code for a protein of 233 amino acids.